Molecule: messenger RNA, 1896 nt
Organism: Anolis carolinensis (green anole)
Lineage: Eukaryota; Metazoa; Chordata; Lepidosauria; Squamata; Anolidae
Product: SUN domain-containing protein 3
Exons: 14
Coding region: 276-1625 (449 amino acids)
Cellular component (GO): meiotic nuclear membrane microtubule tethering complex; nuclear envelope
Molecular function (GO): protein-membrane adaptor activity
Source: RefSeq, a predicted model, not a curated record
GAUGCUGCAGUUUUGCUCUGCAUACAAGCAGCAUCUUAGCAGACUUCCAUGCCUUGAUCUGAAUUCCCCAUCUAAUAUGGAAAGGAUGAAUUAAUGUUUUUUCUUCUUUUAAUGAACGUGGAAAGUUGAGAAGAUAAAACCACCGGACAGAGUGUGUCAUACUGUUCUGCCUCCAUGCUGAACUAAUGAACUGGAAGGAACCAUAGCACGAAGGACAGAAGAACCAAAGAGAUUUCUAUGAAAAUAUAGCCAAUUCGCACUUCAUCUUUUCAACAAUGAAUGGAAAACGUUCUGUGCGAAGAAGUCCAGACCAGCGAAAACAGGCCUUUCAAGAUAAUCCAGAUGUUUGUGAUGAUCAUCCUAGUGGAUCAUCAGGAUCAAGCAGUACCCCGGCAAAAAGCUGGUACUUGCGCAACUCUGCUGGCAAUUACACCAAAAAUUCAAUGACUUCAUCUAGUCAAAUGACUGUAGAUGAUGAAGAGGGGCAAGAUGGGGGACAUUCACCAGACAGAUGCCAAACAGCAUUCAUCAGAGAGGUCAUUGCAAGAGAGACCAGCUCUAGCACCUUGUUGUCAAGGUCAUCCACAGCAUCUCAGAAGAAUGUGUUAAAAACCAUAUGCAACAUUCCUUGCCUAUUGCUAAUGGUGAUUUUCUGCAUCCCAAAAUAUCUUUUACACACCUGCAUCUGCACAAUAGACCAAUUCACCAUGGCAAACUUUGUAAAAGUUUCAAGGUUCCUGAUAAUAGCAGUUCCGGUCGUUUGUGGUACCAUUUAUUGCUACUGUCAAUACCUAAAAUUAACAGAUGGUUUCUCAUCACAGGAGCUGGCGCUACGGUAUGAAAGUGAGCUGAAAUCAUUAUGGAAGUCUCAAAAUGGCCUUCAAGAGCAAAUUCAGGAAAUCCCAGUAAUUAAAAAUCGGACAGCACAUCUGCAAGCUGAAAUGAAGAGCAUCCAGAAAGGCAUCCCGAAUUCUAUAAAACAAAUCCUCAAGGAAAAUGACAUCCCAGGAGAGAACAAAGAUCAAGUGCUUGAAAUGAUUAAUCAAGCUUUUAGGAAGACAUAUGAGGAUCAUGUACAAAUGCCAGAUUGGGCUCAAAAAACAAUAGGAGCCACUAUUGAUCACAGCAGGACUUCAAAGAGCUAUGAGCCUGAGAAUGCAAAGAGCUGUUGGUAUAAAUACUUCUUCAUUUCUACAGCCAAACCCCCUGAAACGAUUCUACAGCCAGAUGUUUACCCAGGAAACUGUUGGGCAUUCCAUGGAAGUGAGGGCCAAGUGGUCAUAAAACUGCCUGAAAGAAUCUUUCCAACUGCAGUCACAGUACAGCAUAUCCCCAGGGCUGUCUCUCCUGUAAAAGGAGUCACCAGCGCCUUGAAGGACUUCUCAGUUUAUGGGAUAGAUGAUGAAAUCAAUGAAGAAACUUUGUUAGGAACAUUCAUGUAUGAUAUAGAGAAGGAAACGAUCCAGACAUUCCAGCUGCAGAAGGAAGCUGCAAAGCAAUUUCUUUGUAUGAAAUUCAAGGUGCAAAGUAACUGGGGCAAUGCGGAAUUUACCUGCAUUUAUCGGGUCAGAGUGCAUGGGAACAUGUCUGGAAAUUCAGUCCCUUCAGAGAAAGGCCAAAAGUGAAGAUCUUGGAAGACGAAUAAAGGAAAACAGGAAUGUGAACACUCAUUGUACUGAGCAAAGUGUGAAGAACCCACAAAAUUUGCUCUGAUUUUUUUUCCUAGGGGAGGGUGGGAAAGGGAAACAUGGAGGGAGAAAAUGUAUGAUUACGUCAAGAUCCCUUGAUGUCAGUAUGUUCUGACUGUGCACAAACUUCCUCUGUGGUCUGCUUGAGAAAUACGGAUGAAGACAAUAAAAUUUCCAUCAAUGCAAAGCAAGCAUACUGGCAAACUGA